AUGCACCUACGCAGUAUCAUCGGCUUCCUCUACAAGUACAUCGAUACAGGAAAGAAAUUGGUUCCUGGGCGAGAUGCUGUGCUUAUUGUAGGAGGUACAAUGUCGAAAACAGGAUGGAAUGUGUGCAAUUUAUUAGUUAGAAGAUAUAAUGUCGAAGUGAUCAACAUUGACUCAAAAUGUGCAUAUUCACUACUGAAAAAAUUUUCAGUUAUUGAUUCUGAUCAAUGUGAAGCAAUGGACCUACUGGAAGAACAAAUGAUAAACGAAAAUGAUUUGGCAAACCAAGAGGAGGCCCAAGUUGAUGAUUCACUUGCAGAGUUAGUACUUGAGGGUGGACUGGAACAAUUAUACUUGGAGGCUGACGAAGCAAAGUUACUCCAUCCGUACAGGAGCAGUGGUAAUUACACAUUUAUUGAAUGUAGAGACCUGGCAGAUUCUAAAUGUGUAAUAGAUGCUAUGCUUAUGGCACUGGCAACAGGAAAACGUAUUACCGUCUUUAUCAAUAACCUCCAAGAGGGCUUGUAUAGCAAAUGCCUCGAAAACGGUGGUUAUGUGGACUCAUUAGAGUUCUUUGAGAAAUGUACCAAUACUAACGUCACAAAUGCAAUAAUUGCAACAAAAUAUUUUAUCUCAGAAUUUAUUCCAACUAUAAAUACAAACUUUGGGCCUGAGAAUGAUUAUUAUAUUGUGAAUUUCACUGUCGAUCCUAGAAAUCAAAAAUUGCUCUUACCAGCAUCUUAUUUCACAACAAAAGCGGCAAUACGGCAAUUACACGAUGGAUUAUCUUCGGAGAAAUCCAUAUACGAAACAACUUCGAAGAUCAAAACAUUGCUGGUAAGAAUACCAGAGACUCCAGCAAAUGUUGAUUUACAUAUGGAGCGUUUUGAACAAAUUGCUGAUCUUUUAAUUAAGAACCUGAAAUUGGGAAGAGCUGGAACUUAUAAUAUUACUGCAACAAUAUUUACUAAUAUCCUUGCAGACUUCAGACAGUUUUUGGACCAAUUACAAUAUUAG
This is a messenger RNA of Nakaseomyces glabratus, 1014 nucleotides long. It is a transcript of the gene SRL4, whose product is annotated as Srl4p. The record is from RefSeq and is a predicted model, not a curated record. NCBI's taxonomy places the organism in Eukaryota, Fungi, Ascomycota, Saccharomycetes, Saccharomycetales, Saccharomycetaceae.